Messenger RNA from Metschnikowia bicuspidata var. bicuspidata NRRL YB-4993, 540 nucleotides. RefSeq names its product Ran GTPase-binding protein (gene NTF2). Gene Ontology annotation, biological process: protein import into nucleus. Bases 112 to 381 code for a protein of 89 amino acids. The record is from RefSeq and is a predicted model, not a curated record. Gene Ontology annotation, cellular component: nuclear pore central transport channel. The transcript has a single exon. Lineage: Eukaryota; Fungi; Ascomycota; Pichiomycetes; Serinales; Metschnikowiaceae.
UACUAACCUGUAGUUGACUUUAACACCGUUGCCACCGAGUUCUGCAACUUCUACUACCAGCAAUUUGACCAGGACAGAAACCAGUUGGGCAACUUGUACAGAGACCAGUCCAUGUUGACCUUCGAAACUUCCCAGCUCCAAGGUGCUAAGGACAUUGUCGAGAAGUUGGUGUCUUUGCCUUUCCAAAAAGUGGCCCACAGAAUCUCCACCUUGGACGCCCAGCCUGCCUCCCCUAACGGCGACAUCUUGGCCAUGGUUACCGGUGAGUUGUUGAUCGAUGAGGAGCAAAAUGCUCAGCGUUACUCGCAGGUCUUCCACUUGAUCCCAGACGGAAACUCUUACUACGUGUUCAACGAUAUCUUCAGAUUGAACUACUCCUAAACGGCUUGGCCUAGAAGGACUUUGUAUAUUGCUAUAUACUUCUCAUUUAUCUCAAUGUGUAGCUCUUGACGCAGAUCUCCAACCAGAAUCUGUAUCCACUAAAAAACAAGCCUCGGUUCAUCUGUUUGUGGACAAUAUCUGUCGCUUGGAUCUCGCAAA